AUGGACGAGGACUCUAUUCUCAACUUCUGCAGCAUCACGUCGUGCGAUCCGGACAAGGCCGCCCAGUAUCUGCGCUUGACAGACGGCAACUUUGAACAAGCCAUCCAGCUCUUCUUCGAUGCGCCCGGGCUUGACUUUACUCCAUCGGCACCUUCACAACCUUCGGCAGCCGCUUCGUCUGCACAACACGCAAUAAAUGUCGAUUCAGAUGAUGACAUGGACUUUGAUGCCGCCACACGGGGCACCACUCCACCCACACGGGCCCAGCCGGGCGUCGAAGAUGACGAAGCCAUGGCGCGGCGGCUGCAAGAGGAGAUGUACGGUGGGAGUGGACCUGGAGGUACUGGCCCUGACGAGGUUCGUGCACCUAUGCAGCGGACCACGGAAACCCUCGUCGGCCCAGGCUCCAACUGGGGGCCUGCCGACGACGACGAGGAUGUCGACGCCAUGGUCCAAGAACAACUGGCUCGUCGCCGGACAGGUCGCGCCGGCAUCUUCAACCAGCAGACAACUCAGACCAACGUGUGGGACAACACGACGGAUUCAAGUACCCGCCGACGCGAGCUUGCAACCGCGACAGGCGGCGCGUCCGAGCAGUCUUCUAAGAUGAGCAUGCUCGCCGAGCUGUUCCGUCCGCCCUUUGAGAUCAUGUAUCAAGGGCCGUGGGAAAAGGCACGAGACAUGGGUAAAGACGAGGAAAAAUGGCUGCUUGUUAACAUCCAGGACCCCGCCAUCUUCGACUGCCAGCGCCUCAAUCGGGACAUUUGGAAGAACGACGACAUCAAGGCGACUGUACGCGAGAACUUCAUCUUCAUGCAGUAUGCAAAAGACGACCAGCGUGGUCAGCAGUACAUGAACUACUACUUCCAUGCCCGCGACAGCUCUGAUGCUUACCCACACAUCGCCAUCGUAGAUCCCCGGACAGGCGAGCAGGUCAAGGUAUGGUCAGGUCCACCAAUACCCGAACCAGUCGAAUUUCAUGCUCAGCUUCACGAGUUCCUUGAUCGUUACAGCCUGAAUGUGAACGCAAAGAACCCUGUCGCGAAGCGAAAGUCCGAGUCCAAGAAGAAGGACCUGGGCCGCAUGACCGAAGAGGAGAUGCUCGAGAUGGCUCUGAAAAACAGCAUGGAUAACGGCCAAGGCCCGAAAGAUGACGAUCCAGACGCCCUCACAAAGUCGACGGACAAUGUCAAGGGCAAGGGCAAAGCGGAUGAGGCUGCGUCCGAGCCCGAGGCCAGCGCACCCACAAAUCCUCUAUUCGCCACCAUAUCUGCACAUGCUCCCCACACCGAGCCCACCGUUACCGAUCCCAAAAUCACAACGCGCAUCCAGUUUCGAGGACCAUCAGGUCGCCCCAUCGUGCGCCGCUUUCACCUCUCAGACCCUGUACGCCGCGUCUACGAAUGGAUCAAGUCGGAUAUCCCUUGGGAGGGCAAGCAAGGCGCCGAGUUUGAUCUUGCCUUUAUGGGCAAAAACCUCAUCGAGCAUCUCGAUGAGACCGUCGAAGCUGCUGGUCUCAAGGGUGCCAGUGUCAUGGUUGAAUUUCUUGACAACGAGUAA
Pyrenophora tritici-repentis Pt-1C-BFP is the source of this 1560-nucleotide messenger RNA. Its product is annotated as Thioredoxin-7 multi-domain protein. Gene Ontology annotation, cellular component: nucleus. Lineage: Eukaryota; Fungi; Ascomycota; Dothideomycetes; Pleosporales; Pleosporaceae. Gene Ontology annotation, molecular function: ubiquitin binding. The record is from RefSeq and is a predicted model, not a curated record. Gene Ontology annotation, biological process: proteasome-mediated ubiquitin-dependent protein catabolic process.